CGCAAGUGACCAGCCCAUCUGGUUAGUGACCGCAACCGGUAAUGCCGAUCAGCUGAGGCAGUCCGACGGGAAUUCCUUGAUCCGACGCCAGAUUCCCUACUUCUCCACCGGGAUAAUUCUCAAAGAAUGUCAAUAAUCACCAGCAUUCCUCGGUACGAGAGAACGGCGAAGAUCUCAAGCACUUUUGACACGGGACCUGCUCCGUUCUCUUUAGUGAGAAAUCGGAAUGACGUCGCUUUUCCGAGGACGACCGGAGGGACUCAUGAGGGUACAUUUGGUGGAUACUCGGCUAAUCCGUUGCACCACUCAAGGGGCCCUUGUGGCGCCGGUUCCGCGGAUGAAGCCGACGGCAACAUUCGGACUCUCAUUUCACCUUCUUCUUUUGACCGUUUUAGGGGUCUUGGCACGUGCGAUUUGAUGGAGACAGUAAGACCUGACUGGCUCAUUAUUGGAUAUGAGGUUAUCCACUGGGAUGAUGACCCAUCCACGGAUGAUGUUAAAAACUGCAAGUCUACCCCAACGACAUCGAAUCAUACAAUCCUGAAAAAUUUUUCUGUUAUGUCCUGCUUUCAUUCCCCUUUCUCACUUUUCUAUGGCCCCUUCCCAUUCUCCACCGUCAUCCGCAUAACCUGCGAGAGCGCUCGCACGCACACCAAACCAGGUCGACCCGAGUAGCAAGAGGCAAACUGCCUCAACCCAAAGCGCCAUGAGGAGAGCUAUCCUGCAUCUCCCAGUCCCUUAAGACUAGCCUUAUCAUUCCCAAUGCGACACAGUCCACAUCGGACAUCUAUCCGGCUCUUCACACUCAAUCGAGAGUG
Aspergillus eucalypticola CBS 122712 is the source of this 818-nucleotide messenger RNA. RefSeq lists its product as uncharacterized. The coding region runs from base 127 to 675 and encodes 182 amino acids. The record is from RefSeq and is a predicted model, not a curated record. Lineage: Eukaryota; Fungi; Ascomycota; Eurotiomycetes; Eurotiales; Aspergillaceae. The transcript has a single exon.